Molecule: messenger RNA, 1905 nt
Organism: Symbiodinium sp. CCMP2592
Lineage: Eukaryota; Dinophyceae; Suessiales; Symbiodiniaceae
Source: the annotation of a GenBank genome assembly
AUGGAGGCCAUUGAAGCGCGCAUGGCCAGCCUCGAGCUCCGGAUGCAGGAGCUCGAGAAUCGGCAUGCGGAGUCAGAGCUCUCCCAGCGGCAUCAGCAGGUUUUGGAAGAGGCCGGCGUCCGAGUGAGUGACGAGGCAGACGGGCACCAACACAUUGAGAUCGAGCCGCGGCAGAGCGGUGCCACCGUGACCAAAGACGACCUCGAGCUCUUGGUGGCCACAAGCUCCCACACCCUCGCUGACACCGUGCACGAGGCAAUUUUGCUUGUGGGCACGGGCGGCAUUGGGCCAGGUUCCCAGGCGCUCGUUGUGCUGGGGUUCCUCGUGAACGUCAUCGUUCAAACGCUCUUCUGCGUGAUCAUCGGCAAUUCCUUCUUGGAUAACCCAUAUCCAUCAGUGGAGGACUCGAAGAGGUGGCGCGAGACCAUCGCGCACGAUUGGAACUUCAUGGACCAGUUGGGUGCAACAUCUCUGGCGAGCCGCAUGUGUGCAGGGGACGCUACUCUGUCAUAUGCCACAGCACAGGAGAGCAUCAUCUCGGAGAUCAGGCUGUACAGUGCGGGGCUUCCAAUCAUGAACGUCGGAAGCAUGGGGGCCAUUCUGUGUCUUCUUUGUCUCACAGUGUGGUGGCUCCAGAUUCUCCGCGAGCUCUGGAGCGCAGUGAGCUUUGGUGAGGGAUGCAUCUCUCUUCCAACGCGUUCCACCCGUUUGACAGUGACCGACUCAGGUUCGCUGUCGCAGUCUCUUUUCCUUCUGAACACCGGUUCCAUCCAAGAGGUUGUGUUGAAUGCAGUCGCCCUGGGUUUCAUCCUGGAGACUGAUGAACUUUUUUACGACACCGUGGUGCCUAAAGGCGUGAAGGCGGUCAAGGACGUAAUCGAGCCACUACCCCUGUUGGAAAGCAAUCAUUGGGGCUCUUACACUCGUGCAGGAAUCACUGUCGUCAUCUGCACGGUGCUGCUGGUCGUCGCAGGGACGAAUCUGAACGACACCAUCUCUCACAUGCGCGCCAUUGAGGAGGAGAUGUGUGGCGGCAGGAAGAACUUUGUGGUCGGCCUGGGUACUGCGACGGAUACAAGCUAUGCGGUGGAGAUCCGAGAGCUGGAUGAAGGGGGCGUGGAUGCGGGCGUCGACUUCGGGGGUGCAGCACAGGCACGGCUUCGCUCCGACGGGGUGCGAGAUUUGGUGGCGAGUUUGGUUCGGAAGCCUCAGCUCGUUGAUGAACCCCGGCUGGUUGCCUCUGGCAGCUUGGGAGACUUCCUCAACCGCAUGACGAACCCCCCGGCUCAGGCAGGCCCAGAAUUCGGCCAAAAUACAUGCACCGAUGUCCAACGUUUCGACGAGCUGAUCAUCACAGGCCAGUCCAUGUUGUUGCAGAUGGGCAGGAAGCCAAACUCUUGCGCGGAAGUGGCGCCCUUCUGCAACGGACCCGAGCAGUUCAACGCUCGGCUCGUUUGCCCAGAGACUUGUGGCUGCAAUGACCCCAUGUCUGGCCAGCUCUUGCUGGACGCGCAGGACGGCUGCCCGCGGCCGGCGUGUGAAGCCACUUCAAUUUUCCAGAAGUCUCUCCAUAACAUCUCAUGCCAAGAUCGCAGCGCCGCGUCGCUGCGGGCUGACCCUGCAUGGAACCGCGAGUGGUCCAUCAAUUUAGCAUACAUGGGCCGAUUAUCGACGAGGCUGGAGGAGUACUACACAGCCGUCAGAGGCUUGUUCAUGGCAGCUGGCUGUGCAGCCAUCAACCACCCCCUGCUAUGGCACCCAGGCUUCGACCGAGACUGGUGCGUGGAGGCUCGGGGAAUACCCAAGUUCGCUUUGUUCUGCCCGGAGACUUGUGGCUGCACCUCGAACUCUUCCUCCGGAUUGAGACGGGAAGCCUGUCCCCCAAGCUGCUCCAGUUCAGCAUAG